Messenger RNA from Closterium sp. Yama58-4, 2898 nucleotides. The record is from the annotation of a GenBank genome assembly. NCBI's taxonomy places the organism in Eukaryota, Viridiplantae, Streptophyta, Zygnematophyceae, Desmidiales, Closteriaceae.
AUGGGGAAUAGGCAGAAUUGGCGGAAAGAGGAAUCAACGGAAUGCGGGGAAGACAGAGAAGAUGCGCAGUGGGGAACUGGGGGCACGUGGGCGAAUUGCGUCAAGGAGUCUAGGGGAGGGAGCAAGUGGGGGCAAGGCGGGGUCGAGGCGCGGAAGAAUCCGCCUGGGGGAGCGCACCUGCACCGUGGAGCGAGUAGCGAAGUCAUCACUAACGGGUCCACGGCACAUGAGAGCAUUCAACUCCAUCAUCACUCAACAUCCGCCCUCGCCGCGUUUGUCGCCCGCAUUCCGCCCGCCGCGCUUCCCCUCGCCCGCGCGCACCAGCUUUGCGCGCCUCUCAUUCCGCCAUGCAUUUCGCCUCCCCCAUAUCUCCACUCCGCCCUGCUACCGCCGCUCUCCGCCAUCCCCGCGAGUCCGCUCUGCCGUCGCUGCACUCCGCUCGCCCCUCUCCGCGGGGCGGCCAGGCGGCGCGAAAUCGCGCUGAGGGCGCAGGCGGCGGCAGGCGCGGAUGAGGGGAAGGAGUCGAGGGGCGGGGGCGUGGGCAAGCGAAGCGGCGGCGGGGUGAAGCGCGUGGUAGUUCUGGGCGGGAGCGGCCGCGUGGGGAGGUCGACGGCCGUGGCGCUGGCGGCGCUGGCGGCGUCCGACGAUGAGGCGACGCGCGCGGGGUUCCAACUGGAGCUGAUCAUCAGCGGGCGCAACAGGUGCGCGCCCGCCCGGAAUGGCGCACUCCUUGCGCGGAGCACCACCGUUGCUGCUUCAUCGCUGCGUCGGGGGCGGCAGGGAGUGCAACAUUUGCUGCGUGAGUGUGACAUCACCGACGCCUCUGCACUUGACGCGCUCCUCUCAGGAGCUGACUUGGUGGUGCGCUAUGCAGGGCCCUUCCAGCAAGAACCGCACUGCACAGUUUUGGAAGCCGCCAUCCGCACCAAGACGCCCUACGUGGCUGUGUGUGACGACGUGGCGAUCGCUGGCAACGCACUCUCGCUGCAUCUACUCGGCAGCGAUGACAUGGGGAGUAGCGAUGACAUGGGGAGUAGCGAUGACAUGGGGAGUAGCGAUGACAUGGGGAGUAGCGAUGACAUGGGGAGUAGCGAUGACAUGGGGAGUAGCGAUGACAUGGGGAGUAGCGAUGACAUGGGGAGUAGCGAUGACAUGGGGAGUAGCGAUGACAUGGGGAGUAGCGAUGACAUGGGGAGUUGUAGGGACAUGGACCACGGGUUCGCGCCGUGCCACUGGAUGGAGGGCGUCAUGCGCGUCCCCCCACCCUACACCUGCUGCCUUUCGCGCAAAUCUGCUGGCGCCGCCUCGCCCCUUUCACCGCCCCCGCCGCACCUGCACUGCACGCGCCUCUUUCUUGCACGGCCCACGGAUGAUGACAUGUGGGAUGAUGACAUGUGGGAUGAUGACAUGUGGGAUGAUGGCAUGUGGGAUGAUGGCAUGUGGGAUGAUGGCAUGUGGGAUGAUGGCAUGUGGGAUGAUGGCAUGUGGGAUGAUGACAUGUGGGAUGAUGACAUGUGGGAUGAUGGCAUGUGGGAUGAUGGCAUGUGGGAUGAUGGCAUGUGGGAUGAUGACAUGUGGGAUGAUGGCAUGUGGGAUGAUGACAUGUGGGAUGAUGACAUGUGGGAUGAUGACAUGUGGGAUGAUGGCAUGUGGGAUGAUGGCAUGUGGGAUGAUGGCAUGUGGGAUGAUGACAUGUGGAAUGAUGGCAUGUGGGAUGAUGGCAUGUGGGAUGAUGGCAUGUGGGAUGAUGACAUGUGGGAUGAUGACAUGUGGGAUGAUGGCAUGUGGGAUGAUGGCAUGUGGGAUGAUGACAUGUGGGAUGAUGGCAUGUGGGAUGAUGACAUGUGGGAUGAUGACAUGUGGGAUGAUGACAUGUGGGAUGAUGGCAUGUGGGAUGAUGGCAUGUGGGAUGAUGGCAUGUGGGAUGAUGACAUGUGGAAUGAUGGCAUGUGGGAUGAUGGCAUGUGGGAUGAUGGCAUGUGGGAUGAUGGCAUGUGGGAUGAUGGCAUGUGGGAUGAUGGCAUGUGGGAUGAUGGCAUGUGGGAUGAUGACAUGUGGGAUGAUGGCAUGUGGGAUGAUGACAUGUGGGAUGAUGGCAUGUGGGAUGAUGACAUGUGGGAUGAUGGCAUGUGGGAUGAUGGCAUGUGGGAUGAUGGCAUGUGGGAUGAUGGCAUGUGGGAUGAUGGCAUGUGGGAUGAUGACAUGUGGGAUGAUGGCAUGUGGGAUGAUGACAUGUGGGAUGAUGGCAUGUGGGAUGAUGACAUGUGGGAUGAUGGCAUGUGGGAUGAUGGCAUGUGGGAUGAUGGCAUGUGGGAUGAUGGCAUGUGGGAUGAUGACAUGUGGGAUGAUGACAUGUGGGAUGAUGACAUGUGGGAUGAUGACAUGUGGGAUGAUGGCAUGUGGGAUGAUGGCAUGUGGGAUGAUGGCAUGUGGGAUGAUGACAUGUGGGAUGAUGACAUGUGGGAUGAUGACAUGUGGGAUGAUGACAUGUGGGAUGAUGACAUGUGGCACAUGCAGUGCGCGUGCAAACCGCCCCUUCUCUCGCUUCCUGCCACCUGCGUCGCCGUUCCUGCUGUCGUGUCUCCCACCGCAGCGCCCAUGCAGUGCCCAAACGUGAUAGACAGGUUCGGUGGCGUGAGAGAGGAUUUGUCGGCGGAGCAACCGCUAGGGUUUCCUGUGAGCGGCAACGGGUGUGAGGAUGGAGGCAUGCGUUACGAUGACAUGGGCGGGGAUGACGCGGGCGAUUGGCUGUCGCGCAGCUGCGGGCGCAAGGACCGGCGCAUCAAGGCGCGGAGCAUGGCGGAGAGGCAGAGGCACGAGAGGAUCAGCAAGGGGCUGCAGAAGCUGCGGAUGGAGGUGCGCGGCCAAUGGCCAUGGGAACACGGCCAACAUGCUUGA